UUUGAAAUCCUUGGCUUCUCCUUCAUUCUCGCUAGGAGCAAUUGUGGAAACUACAUUUCGCUGUAGGAUCUCCUUAUUUUAUUACUGGGAAAAAGCUUCUGUCAAGCCCCCGCAACCGUUGAUUUUCCUUCUUCCUCACCUCGUACCAGCAACGCGAAUCGCUGGUACCGCUUCUCCCCCCGCAAACUACCAAAGUCCCUCCUCCCACUCCGAAUCCCUAUUUCUCCAUCCUCGCAACACCAAGGUUCACACUGCAAUAAGGAGGACUCGCUUCAAAUUGGUCGGUUCAUCUGUCCAAAUCGUUUUACCUUCAUCUCCCGAUUAUAAUCCUUUUGCAUCAAUUUUAGUGAUUCUUUUGUCUGGUAUUGCGCUUUCUAGGUCUGCGACAGCCUCCAUUACCUGCAUGGAAGUGUUUCUAGUGCGACUGGCGACCGACGCUUCUUCAUUUCCGUUGUCCGUCCUCGCAAUACCAAAAGCCUCCAUUACCAGCAGGGAGGUGUUUUGAUGCGCCCUAUGUACUACGCUUCUCCACCUACAGCGGUUUCUCCAUAGACAGAAGCACUUUAGUAACCCACCUAUUAGCCGAUUCACCCACCAUUGUACUUCUCCCGUCAACAUCCUCCUCUCCGGCGGUGAGUAUUUUGUCUUUAUAAUUUUCUUUUGCUUAUUGUUCCUCAAAUCUCCUCUGAAUCUCAUUCCUUUAAUUCUUACAUAGAUCAUAGGUGUUCUUGGUUUCGUUUGCAAAGUUGUUAUGAGCUAAAUUGAUUGUGAUUAUUAUUUGUUUUUGUUUGUCAGUUAGUGUGGUUAGAUUAGUAAUCUUUUUUGAAUUGGCCACCACUGCUGCAUGCUCCAUCCCUGCCUCCCCGGGUUGGAUUUGAUUCUCCCGUAAGGCAAUCCCAUUAGACCCAACCUAUCACUCUUAUUAUUUCAAUUUUAUUUGAAGAUCUAUAUCUUGGUCGCUCCUGGUGUCACUACAAUCCUCCCCUUGCCAGGUGAAAUGCCCAGUGGGCUAUGUGGGGGACAUAUUUGGAAAGUCAUAAAUGAAUCCAAAUUUUUUUUCAUUUUAGUUUUAUGGUUGGUUUUGUGAUUGUUGUGUAGACAAGGACUGCCAAGAUGAAGCAGCGAUCAGAUAUAUCAAUUAGGGGUAGGAGGCUCACUGAGGCUAUCAUGGACUUGCUCAUGAAUCAAGGUAAUAUAUUUUUGUAACUCAUCUUCUUCUUCCUCAUAGCCGAUUUUAGUUGCAGAGAAUCUUCCCCCUUGCAGCCCUUUUAGAGAACUGGUUGGUUUGAAAGUGUAUGAAUGUUAUUCCGUCCUGAUUUCUACAGGAUAAUUAGAAGAUAACCCAAGCUCUCGGAGUUUUGCACCAAGUAUUAGGAAGGUUGAUUAAUCUAUGUAAGUCUCUCUCUCCAUUUCUGUCGUUCCCCAAUCUCUGUAAGUCUCCUUCCUAAUGAGCUGAAGCCUAAGAUCGGUAUUCAAUUCCCACAGUAAUGGCCAGGAAAAAUGCAGGAACAUAGAGUGAUGGAGAUGAAAUUGAAAGCUUCCCUGCAACUACUAUGUACCUUCAUUUGUUGGGUACUUCCUGAUAUGCUUGAUCGGAUACUUCAAACUUUCAAUGCGAGACUUUUGCUUGCUUCUGCAUUUUCAUUGAAAUAUUUGAUUCUGGUUUCUUGAACUGAUAUAGUUUUCUCUUUGAUAAAGUAAUCUUGAAUGUCUGGUUUCAUACAAUUUUGAAUCCACUUUUCUUUAUUUCUUGAACUGAUACUUAUUUUUUGGAUGGAGGUUAGAAUGAGAAUUUGAGGCUAUCUUGAUUUGGCCGUCAACGUAGAUGAUAGGUUGGAUUGAGAGUAUUUUUUUCGUUGCUUGCUGUAGGUUCUUUAUGUACUCAUCGUUACUCUUGCUUUGCUGCUAUUCUGUGUUGUCUUUAACUUUCACGCACACAAGAAGUAUUUAUCUGUUAUGUUAACUGCUUGAAAGCUUGGAUUGGUUACCCUGUUGCCUUUAAGAUUUGUUUAUUUGAUAAGAUAUAAUCCUUUAGCUAUCUAGACUUGGGUUAGAUCACUCUUCGCCUCAUAAAUGAGCCACCUUGACAACAAAUGCCCCCAGUAACUUUUAAUAUCUAUGCAAAAACCCACGGCCAGGACAUGGGUUAUGUUUCGCCAGCUUCAUCGACUUCCAUUUCACUGUGAAUUCAAAGAGCUUCACGAGUAAACUGUAACAUAUUUCCUACUAACCAUAAUGAAAAAAUUCACGAUCCCAGCGGGGCUCCUGGAAGCAACUGAGGAAGAGCAAGUUGGCAUCUUUAGACCGUGGAGUUUCGCUAUGGGUGCUUCUUUGUAAAGGAAAAUUUCCCUGCUGCUGUAGUGUGAUGGGAUUUCAAGCGCCAUGCUCUACUACGAAGGAUCUUUCAACUCUCUUAGAGCCAUCAGGGAGGAGGAAUGUUGGGCACCUGAAGUUGUUGAAAGCAGGGCAAUGUUGUUCACAGUAAAGAAGAUGAUGAAGCUGCAAAUGGGUCGUUAUGUGCUAGAGUCAGAUCGCGAGAAUUUAAUCAUGAAACUUAAGUCGAAAGCCACGAAGCAGCAAGGGAGAGUGAUGAAAGAGAUUGGCUCCAUGUGUUCAUAGAGGUAAAUAUGGUUGGCCCUUAGGCUUGCCCACUAUCAAAUUGGUUAGGCUUUCUUGGUGGUAGUUGGCUUGGCCAACCAUCGCAUGUUUUUACGAACGAUUUGGUGUGUGAUUCAAUCCUUGUGGCUAAUUAAUAAGAUUCAGAAGAAUUUCUUUAAAGAAGAUGUAUGUUGUUUGACCCUUUUCACAUAUAUAGCAGCUUAAACCAUGGUCGUACAUUCAAUAAUUGAUUUCAGUAAGUGAGGAUGUGGGUUACGUGUAAGCUUAAAUUGCUCAAUGUUUUCAAGUUAUUAUUUUAAAGUAAUGAAGUCUUCCACUGCAUAUUUGACCAGACCAGGCCAUGUUGUUUGUUGUGCUUUUCCUGUCAAAUUCCCCUGCAUAUUGUUUUCCAAAUUUUAUGUUAGUUUGUAUAACAUAAGUUUCUGGUGGACAAAGGUUGCAUCUUGCAUAAUUUGACUGAGGUUGAAUAAUCUCUGAAGGGAUACAAUGUGAAUCUCAGGCUAUAGAAGCUCAAAAAUGAUGGUGGGUUCAAUGUUAGGCUGGGAAUUCUCUAAAUGCCUUUUACUGUAGGGUGAAAGUGUGUUUACUUGGUUCAUUCAGGUUCGAGAGCUGCAUUCUAUCAUGUCCUUCUCCUUUUGUCUUUGUGCUUGCAUGCCACUUUGACAUUUCGAGUGAUCGGUAUAUCAAGUUUAUAGAAUCAUUCGAACCUUUUGGUGGUGAAGUUGGGAUUAUUCUUUAUUGAUGGUAGGGGUUUUGUAAUGCUCCAGUUUGUACCAGAUCAAACCGACAUUUGAAUUGGAGUAUACCGAACUGAGUAUCAUACGGUCAAUCUUUGGUCCCCAUGAAUUUUAUGAUUACUGAGUCUCAAGUUUCUGCGUGCUUGUAUGUGCAUAACAUAGCCACGUAAUUUCCUUGUGUCCGGGUGGGAGCCGGUGAGAUACCCGCAACUAAUAAUACGGGGGAUUUGUU
This is a messenger RNA of Linum trigynum, 3588 nucleotides long. NCBI's taxonomy places the organism in Eukaryota, Viridiplantae, Streptophyta, Magnoliopsida, Malpighiales, Linaceae. The record is from the annotation of a GenBank genome assembly.